Messenger RNA from Drosophila eugracilis, 3004 nucleotides. RefSeq lists its product as uncharacterized. Lineage: Eukaryota; Metazoa; Arthropoda; Insecta; Diptera; Drosophilidae. The record is from RefSeq and is a predicted model, not a curated record.
UGCGUGGCGAACGUUGAAUUUAACGGUCGGUUUGGCAGUGAAAGUGGAAAGUGGAAGCCAUCGCCUUGCUCCACAAGCGAAUUGUUUGGUGCGAAAAAUAUAAAACAGAAGGGCAAACAAAAAUUCCAAAAAAUAGCUACAUAUACCAAAAGGAAUAUAUAAAAGUGAAUUAACAAAAAGAUAGUUAAAAAAUAGUGUUUAAACAUUGAGGGGAAAGAAAGUGUUCAAACAGUCGAUUGGAAAAGUGUUCCGAAAGUUAAACUUUAAACAUAAAAUCAAGUGCCCCUUGGAGUUGGAGUCUUCAAAUUUGCUGAGAGCACUUCCGGGUAACAAAAAACAGCUGGACACAGGGCCCAUUUAUGAGUGCGCGAAGUGAAGUACUCGGCAGAUACCAAAUGGAUGCCAUCUAAAAUCAAAGGAAAACAAGAAAUCAAAAAAAUCAGAGGAAAAUAUCGGAAAAAGAACAUCGGGACGUGCAACAAUUAACGGGCGGAAACCGAAAUGUAUAAACAAUCAGCAAAAUGUGCAAAUUCGUGGAGUGCCAAUCGAAAGGCAGCUUGAGUGAAAGUGAAAAACUGCGGCGCGGCCAAAUUAUUAAUUAUCCGGCUGCUUAUUAGCGCAAUUUUCCCAAGGCUCUGGCGCAGACAUUUUGUUUAUGAGCCAAUUUGCCAAACGCAAAUAAAACCGAAACGCUGCCACUCGUGCAUUAAUAAUUUUCCAUAUUCCGUCCCAUUUCCCAUCUCCAUCCCCCUCGAAAGCAACCUACCCCUUCUCGUAUAAACACACCGAAACAGACAGUACGGCGUGUGGCGUUGAAGUGUUUAUUAAAUUGUCUUUGCCGCAAAUGCAAGACAUUUGCCCGACAAGCGGAGUUAUAGUACUUUUCCCUUCGAAAUGCUGGAGCUGCAACUUUGCGGAGACUUUUCAGCCGGCGACUUGAGCGAAAUUCCUAAAAUGGGACACCAGCAAAGAGACACCACGGAUGCGGGACAUCGACAGAGCCGGAGAAAAUCUAGUUGCCGGACUUUACCAACCACAUUCUUCCUGCUGCUCCUCGCCGUUCUACUUCUGAGCAUGGAGCUCGUCGAAUGCGCGCUGCGCAAUGUCAAUUUAAUAAUCGAACCACCGGCGGUGCGACGGGGCCAACAUGUGGUGCUGCGUUGCAUGUACGACCUGGACGGAGCUCCACUGUACUCGGCAAAGUUCUAUCGCGGACAGCUGGAGUUCUACCGCUAUACGCCCGGCGAGUUUCCCAAUACGAAAGUGUUUCCAUUCCCUGGCAUUAAAGUGGAUGUAAGCAGCUCGAAUGCCACCCAGGUACUGUUGCGCAACGUGGGAUUCGGUCUCUCUGGCAACUUUUCAUGCGAAGUGACCGCCGAUGCCCCGCUCUUCUCGACCGCCACCGCAGUGGACACCAUGCAAGUUGUUGAGCUGCCCGAGAAGCGCCCACAGCUUUUCACGGAGCACACACGCUACGAGCCCGGCGAUGUCCUGCGGGCCAAUUGCAGCACUCCCCCGUCGCGACCGCGGGCUGAACUUACAUUUACCAUCAACAACAUGGUGAUAACCAAUGUGGACACCCAGUACAUACGGACCAUCGAUAAUCUGAUUGCCUCGCGGAUCUCGCUGAAGCUGCAACUGCAGGGCGUUCAUUUUUCCAGCGUCAAUCCGGCCAUUUACAAUAACGCUUAUGGCCUGAACUCGGUUUACGGCCAUGGCGGACCGGUUUAUGCCCCAAAUCCGAAUCCAGGAGGAUUACUUCUGCGCUGUUCGGCGCAAAUCGGAGAUCUGUACCAGGAGUACAAGGAAAUCGAGCUUGGAACACCGCAAAAGGAUCCGAUACCGGCACGUGUUACACUCUCAUCCGACUCGAGCCUGAAGAACUUUUUCAGCUCGUAUUUCUCGACCUCGGCAUCGGCGGCAUCGCGACUCCUGCCCGGCGUCUAUAUGGCGCCAUUUAUAAUGGCCAUGCUAGCUGGCUUAUUCCGGCUAAUUGAGGCUGCAUUUGAGAGCUGCGAUGCCAGCCAGAAAUACAAGACGGAAGCCAGACAUUCGAUGGCACAUUCCAUGGAGCGCAAGGAGCAGCAGCAGCAGUGUCCAGCUCCUCUGUCCAGCUGCAGCGCCUUCAAGGCGUCCAGACAGCAACUGGCCUGGCCAGAAUCAAGGACAGAAUCCGAGAAUCUGGCCUAGACGUGUAUGUUACCAGUUAGUUAAAUCCCUAAGUAAUUCAGCAUAUAUACAUUUAUUUUGGGGUCUGUUAACUAUACCUGCGAAAUUAAUAAGUAUUUAAGUGAUCACAUAACAUGGAACGAAAGGCUUGAUUAAACGUUUAUCACGCGAACAUUUGAACAUACUUAAAGUCAUUCUAGUAGUAACAGAACAUUUUAGAAGAGCCAUUUGAAGUCAGAGAUACAAAUUUCAGUUCGAGAUUUAUUAUUUAAGCAGGUCUAGGGAACGCCCCAACUUUGUUAAUUUCAUGUAUCUUCUCAUUUGAUGACUGCUUUUCAUGUUGACUCUUAAUUUUACACCAAAAAAAAAGCCACACUCGAAGAUGUGGUGUCUACUAGCGAGCUAAAGAGAAAAACGAAAACAAAUUAAGUUUAAGCAAACAUUUAUAAACUAGCCUAGUCGUAAAGAAAGAAACCAGGAGGUUGGUCAGCCGAACAGAGGAGUUUGAAACCUAUAGAGCAGGACAUACACAAUUCGAAUAUAAAUGUUUACAUGAACGAGAUAAAGUCAAAUGAAUGAAUAUGCUAAGUACCCGUACAUGAAAUUACCGAUUCUACUUUUAAUGUGCAAAAUAACAGAAAUCUAAGCCGAGCUGAUUAACAAAAGCAGAAAGCCAGAAAUCAAAGGUGUGUGUUCGAAGGAGAGAGGGAGGAAAAUGUGUGUAAAAUAUAUUUAAAGAAACGUAUUAAAUUAAUUUAAUUUAAUUUAAAGUAAAUAAAUCAAAGCCUUGUAUGGGCAUAUUGUAAAUGGUGGUGAAAUUAAAUAAAAUGUGUGU